Molecule: messenger RNA, 10140 nt
Organism: Parnassius mnemosyne (clouded apollo)
Lineage: Eukaryota; Metazoa; Arthropoda; Insecta; Lepidoptera; Papilionidae
Source: the annotation of a GenBank genome assembly
AUGUUAUCCACUGCGGCAAAUAAUAAAGUUAAAAACUCGAGAGGAUUGGAAAGUUCCGAUGUUCCAGAUCGAAACGAAAGCGGACAAGAAAACAAAACUGAUGAUAAGGUCAGAGGUUAUGUUGGAACGUACGAUGGUCCGUCAUCCUUUGGCGGGCCACACCGAGAUGGUAGAUUUCGAUCUCGGGGCCGUAUUACUGAGUAUAGGCAUUCUAGAGGAAGCGGGCGCGGUUCUGGACGCGGCCGUGGCGACUUCCCGCCAAGGUCUGAUCAUGACGAAAAUUCCUACAAAUAUCACGAACCGUUAGGACAGUCCAGUAAUGACUCUUGGUCCCAAGGAAAUAAUAAAUUUUAUGAGCGAUCCGACCUCGUUGUAAAUUUGCCGGAAGAUCCACGUAUAUCUAAGCUUUUGCGACGUCUUUGUGCAGAAGUUGAUGUAGAGAAGUCUCUGGUUAUAUGCAGCAAGUUACAAGAUGCUGUAUUGUUGCCAGAAAAUGCACGAUAUAUACGAAGAUCUUAUGAUAUUUUAGUUGAGUCAUUAUUAGAUGUCUUAUAUGAUGCACCUGGCCCAGAAACUAAAGAAAAAGCAGCUGUUGUCUUGGGAAGGAUUGGAUAUGUCAUGGGACAUGAUUAUAAGAAACAUCUGGAGUGGGUUGUAUCAAAUUUCUCUACUCAUAACACGUCAAUUAAGCAUCUAUUGACUCUGUCGUUCUCUGAAACAUUUCAGUUGGACUUCCAAACACCAAAUUUGUCUGACUUUGCAGAGAUGACAUUGGAUAGGCUGCAGGUUAUUAUUGAAGGAACAGAUUCCGCUGAUGUUUUUAUGGCUGCUAUCAAUGCAAUGAUUGUUAUGUCAAAUUCAUACCCUGAACAUUUUGCUAAUCAUUUUGUAGACACUGUGGAUAUUCUUGUUGGAUGGCAUGUUGAUAAUGCACAGCCUAAAAAGAUUAAGGAUUUUGCUCUUCAAUCCUUAUUCAAAUUAAGCCGUCACUGGCAGGCUGAUGUUGGGUUUUCUGUCAAUUUAUUGAAUCAAUUUGUUGAGGAUAUGGUAGCAUAUACAAAUGAGCUAGAUACUAAUAAUCAAGAGCCUGAAACAAAUUCAAAUGAAGAUUGUAUGCAAAAAAUUGCAUCAUUUUUAAAUGUCUUUAAUACGGUUGUAAAGAGUCUGGGUACACUCUUAAGCCCUACAGUUUCUCAAACAGUCUCUUGGUCUUUUCUGACUGAAGCAAUGACAAAAAUAUUACAAGUUUUAACCGAAGUGUUUAAGGAUGAUGCCGAAUCAGAUUUGAUACUAGCAGGUAAUGAGUGUGUUACACUACUACUUAAUUACUUACAGACUAAGGCUACUGCCUGCUUGUCAGCAUUAUGUUUGUUGAUAACCCUGGAAAUGACUAAAUACUUACAUAUUGAUGAUAAUGUUUGUCUCAGCAUUAUAGCUCUUAUUUCAAUAACCAUAAAAGAAAUUGCUUCUAACCUUCCAAUAGAAUUUAUCACUCAAACAAUUGGUCCUGAUUCAUUACUAAGGCCCUUGAGAUACUCUGAGAACAUCAAAAUCCUAUCAAGUGUUAUGCUGGUUUACAGCAACUUGUUAAACUUGAAAAAUAUACCACUUUUGCAAGAAACCUAUAAGUAUGUUUUAAUGGAUAUUCAAAAUUCAUUCUCUGUUAUUUUACCUAACAUUCAAAUCAUACCAGCUGAAUAUACAGAAGAAAUCUCUAAGGAUGAUGCGGAAAAAAAUAUAUUGUUUUACUUACAGUGUUUGUCUGAUCUUGCGAAUGCUAGCAAUUCUAUCAUUGGUAUGUGGGCUUUAAAACCAAGCAUUUUAGAACUUUUGGCUAUUAAAAUGUGUCCACAUGAUGAAAAUUUGAUUAGAGAAAAGCCUGCCUUACAAUAUGCUAUAUUGUACUUAUUAUAUUCCCAUUGCAAGAAGAAUAAUCAUUUUAUUGCUUCAAGUGAUUUGGUCACAAAUACUCAACAAAGGACAAGUGAUAUAUUUGGACUUUCAAACCUAAACAUUGGUGAUGUUUCCAGUUCAAGCCCCACAUCUGGACAUCUUGCUGUUAUACUGAACACAUUAAGCAUAGUCUUGGAAGAAAAUGUAACAAAGGAAACCUUAUUACUUGUUUUGACUUGGAUCUCAGAUAUUCUCUGUCAGCUGGAUAAAUAUUUGCCUAUUGUGAGCUUAUCCAAGGGUUUCUUGGUAUUAACUACUAAUAUGUUAUCACUUGCACAUAAUUUUGAUGAUGACAUUAUUCUCAUUGUUCUACAAAACUGUCAGAAAUUACUAAAAAAUAAAGGUUUGGUGUGGAAUGUGAUGUUACUGAAAACAAUGGCACUCAUUUGCAUUUUACACAUAGAUAAUCUAAAUAAAUCAGUGUCAAAUGUGUGCAAAGACGUGUUAUUCCAGCUGCCUUGGGAUGUUGUUCAACAAGAAUUGGACAGGCAGAUGGUAAAAGUAUUUACAUCCAGAAAGUUUAACCUGACUGUCCUCAACUGUGACACAAAGCUGAAUGCUUUAAAAGAAUAUCUUAACUUGAGAGGACCAUUUACCACAUUAUCCAACACACAUUUUAAAGCUAUAAUUAAUUGUCUUCUGCAGCAGACAACUAUUGACAAAAACCUGAUGAUUGAUGCUUUUUUAGUUUCAUGGCCCAUACAAGGUCAAGGUCACUUUUUAGAUGUGACCCAAAAAUUAUUAUUUUUCCGUGAAUGUGCAACAAGUUUUUCUUCCAUUUGCAUCAGUUGGGCUCUUUCAGAGCUGGCACAGACUUGUAUAGCCCUUAAAUUGAGGACUGCUUUAGGAAAACCACAAGAAACUUUUAUGAAGAUUGAAGGUGCAUUGAAAAGUAUAGCAAGGGAUAUAUCUUCCAGUGAUACUAAAUAUCUUGCAAGUGAACAGCAAAAAUUACUUGAUGUUAUUCUUUCAGAGCAGGUUAGAGCACGUUGGUUUAUUGAGUUCAUGACUUUCUUAGAAAAAUAUACAUAUAAUGCCGCUGAAGGUACUGCAACUGUUCUGCCCGCUGUCAUUAAACCUGUAAGAACCUUUUUUCAUACAAACUGGUCAACAUGCCGUGAGUGGCAAAAUAGAGUGCGUCCAGCUGCACUUGCUGUCAGUCUAUAUUCUGGCCACCUUGGAGCAGUUAUUUAUCACACUUCACUUAUUUUACAAGCAGCUGCAAAUUCCCAUACUAAUGUAGACAUUGAAGCUAUAAUGACUAGCAUGGCGCAAGCUCUCAUUGAAAUUCAAGAACCAGAAGUCUUACAUGGUUUGUAUAUAUGGAUAAAACAAAAUUUUGAUAAAAAAAUCCCUUGGUUAAAAGGGGCUGCUGAACAAGCAAAUUCUCGGUACGAAUUGGCCAUUGAGUUUUAUAAGAAAUUAUAUGUCAAUGCUUCUAACUCAGAGAAUGACUCUACUACUACUACUGCUCAGUUAGAUGUAAAGGUGAAUAAAUUUGUUAAUGAACAAAUUAUGGAAAGCUAUAAAAAUAUACAAAGUUGGGAAGAUAUGCAGCAGUGGAAACUUGCUGCCCAAGAAAAUAUAAUAAAUCUACAGUGGGAUUCUUUUACGGCCUUAAAUAUAUUUGAAAACAGUGCUGAGAUUCCAGAACAACUAGCCGAUUGGGAUGUAUUGCGACUGGAUACUACUGAAAUAUCAAAAAAUUCUUGCUCAUACCAGAGUCUUCUUAACAAGAUUGAAUCCACACUAGUGUACACCGCAUUAAACUAUUAUUACAAUGAUUAUGAUGAUAAAUUUGAUGCUAUGCUUAGAAAUUGUAAAACGCUGCUUAAUGCUAGUGCUGAAGAAUUUGCAAGAACAAAUGCUGUACACUUUUUGAAAGAAAUUGCUGUGUUACAAUUGGCAAAUUAUGGACUCACAAGUAUUAUAAAGAAUGGAAAGGCAAUAUUAAAUCCUUUUAAACCAUCUGUUGUCAAAGAACAUAAAUAUGGAACUGAACUUAAAAAUUUGACUAGAAUUUUGUGGUGGAAUCAGUACUUCACGAAAUUGAACAUGACUGAAGAAAACAUAUUCUACACGGAAUGUCUCAGGCUAGAUGUUAUCAAAAGCGCAAGGAAAAACGCGAACCUGGGCAUGGCUAAAAGAGAGCUAUUGAAACAUUUCAAACAUAACCCUGCAUUCCAAAUGUGUAUUGUCAAUGUGAAUAGCUUGGAAGAGAUAAGUGAUAUACUUCUCAUGUCUAACAAUACCUAUGAUUUAGAUAUUUGGACUUUGAAUAAUGCCAAUGCUCUGGCAGAACUUUGCAAAGUUACUUAUGCAAAAGAAGAGACAAGAGCGCGUGCCAUUAACUUAUGUGCAAAUAUUUCUCUUGGCUUUUCGCAACGUCUAGCUAUGGGCGAACAAAGUUACGAGCUGAGAGAAAAAGGUACAAGACUGCUCCUAACGCUCUCUAAAUGGGUACAAAGCGAGACUGAUGAUAUAAUGGAAAAUGAUUCACCGUUAAUGAAACUAGUAUCAGCAUUGCCCGAGAUUGGCCUUGUAGAUAAUAAUAUUUCAGAAAAUGUUAUUCCACUUUCGGAUUCUGCAGUUGGGAAACUUUUACAAUUUGGAGUAAACCAAUGCCCAGGUUUAGCAAAAGCAUGGGCGAGCUUUGCCUCAUGGUGCUUUAGAUGGGGCCGUAAAAUGGUUGAAUUUAGCUCCAAAACAAGGGAGCAACUUACUGAUAAUGAUAAAAUACAAAUAGAAGGUGUUAUGAUUGGAUGUUCGCCUCAAGAUUUUGAGGCUGUGUGUGAGAUUUUAUCUAAAACUAAAGCUACUUGCGAUGAUGAAGACAUUGAUUGGAAUGAAAUCAACACUUCUGAAAUGAUUGAAAAUCAGUUACGCACAGUUCCUUCGUUAAAUAACGCUUUUCCGGAACAUCUGGCUUUACUUGUUGAUAUUUGGCGCCAAGCCCAGAAAAGAGUAUUCUCAUACUUUGAACUAUCAGCUGAUGCUUACUUUAAAUUUCUGCAGCUCAUUUGUGCCUCAGAUUUUAUAAAUCACAGUGGAGAAAAUGCAGUAGUUAAUGCUACAUUAAGACUUUUAAGAUUAAUUGUUAAACAUGCCAUGGAGUUGCAAACGGUACUCGAAUCAGGCUUAGCAAAUACACCUACACAGCCUUGGAAGGUUAUCAUACCCCAACUGUUUAGUAGACUUAAUCAUCCCGAAACAUAUGUCAGAAAAUGCGUUUCUGACUUGCUUUGUCGAUUGGCAGAAGAUACACCACACCUCAUCACAUUCCCCGCAGUUGUUGGUGCAGUUGAAAAUGAACAAAACAGUUUGACGGAAUUAAGUGUUCCCAGAUCUUAUUUAUCUAAUGAAGAUGCUGAAAGUGAGGAAGACAAUCUCGAGUUAGAAGAUACUGGAAGUGAUAAGAUAACUAAUAACGAAUUGAACUCCUGCUUCUUGGACAUGGUUGAAACAUUGGCAAAACAAGCUCCAAAAACAAUUCUUCAAGUAAAAUUGUUAGUAAAGGAAUUACAAAGAAUAAAUUUACUGUGGGAUGAAUUAUGUCUGGGUACAUUGGUCCAGCAUCAUUCCGAGUUUAAUAAACGGCUCACGCAAUUAGAGACAGAAAUUGCGAAGGUUAAAAAUAAUGUACAUUUGUCAGCAGAGGAAAAAGAUAAGCUUAUUAAAGAAAAACAUCGCAUUAUAUUUGAACCGAUUGUGUUUGUGCUAGAGCAGCUUCACCAGAUUACGUCGGCCAAACCUGAGACGCCACAUGAAACCGCCUUCCAAACUAAAUUUCAAGCUCUCAUCACCGAUGUUAUAGAUAAAUUGAAAAAUCCGACAAAUCCUGAAAAGCCUCAAGAGUCAUGGACAUCGUUAAAACAGUUACAGAUAAAACUGCAACAGAAAGUUAAUAAACGCACAUCUUAUAUUUUGAAAAUGUCCGACAUCAGCCCUGUUUUAGCAGAGAUGAAAAAUACUGUGAUUACUAUGCCCGGAUUGCACACAAAUCAAAGAACUGUUAGAGUAACUAUAAAAUCCGUCGAGAACAAUGUUGCUAUUUUGCCCACAAAGACUAGGCCAAAGAAACUGAUUUUUUAUGGAUCAGAUGGGAAAGCUUAUACAUAUCUCUUUAAAGGUUUAGAAGAUUUGCAUUUAGAUGAACGGAUUAUGCAGUUGUUGUCUAUAACAAAUACGAUGCUGGCUCGUGAUUCUGAAAACAAUGAUAAUCAAACAUACAGAGCCCGCCAUUACUCUGUCAUUCCUUUGGGCCCUCGGUCUGGGUUGAUUAGCUGGGUGGACAAUGUUACACCACUUUUCGCUUUAUAUAGGCGGUGGCAAAAUCGUGAGGCUGAAAUUCUCAUGGCCAAAACCAACAAGACAGUUAAUGUGCUACGGCCCUCGGAGCUUUUCUAUAAUAAACUCAAUCCUUUACUAAAAGAAGCCGGAAUAUCAACGGAAAACAGAAAGGAUUGGCCUGUCGCAAUCCUCAAGCAAGUUUUACAAGAGUUGACAGCGGAAACACCUAAGGAUCUGUUGUGGAGGGAAUUGUGGUGCAGCAGUGUCUCUCCUGAGCAAUGGUGGCAGAUGACGCGACGCUACAGCUACUCUGUGGCAGUAAUGAGCAUAAUCGGCUAUAUAAUAGGACUUGGUGAUAGACAUUUGGACAAUGUAUUAGUGGAUUUAACAUCCGGUGAGGUAGUACACAUAGACUAUAAUGUGUGCUUCGAGAAAGGCAAGACACUGCGAGUUCCGGAGAAGGUGCCGUUCCGAAUGACGCCCAAUUUGGUGACGGCUCUCGGUGUGACUGGAGUUGAGGGCAUAUUCCGUUUGGCAUGCGAGCACGUGCUUCGUACAAUGCGGCGCGGCCGCGAGACGUUGUUGACGUUGCUCGAGGCGUUCGUGUACGACCCGCUGGUGGAAUGGGGUGGAGUGAAGAAACGCCGCGGGAUGAGGCACGUGCGCGCCGCGCGUGCCAUGCUCGCCGUGCGAGUACGCGAGCUCGAGCAUACCAUUGACGAUAUCACAGAACAAUUUAUAACAAUACUCCCUGAAGUCCAACAAACCGCCGAGAAAUGGGUUAAAGAAAAUGACGAGUUGAAAUCAAUAGAAACAAAGUUAAAAGAUUGUCAUCAACAGAUGGCCUUGAUUAAGGAAAUAGAAGCUUAUGGUCCUAACCUCAGCAGUCACCCUCUGUACUCAAUCUCACAGAAAUAUACGUCGUACAAACAAGCGAAGAAUGCCGUUGAAGAUUCUAUGAAGGCACUAAUAAAGAUAUUAAAUGACUUUGAUACUCAAAUUGAAAAUUUCGCUGCAACAAAUGAAGUAUUGAACGGGCCCCAGUUAAUGGCCUGGGUACAGGAAUUCUCUGGAACAAGUGAAGAUGAUGAAAAUUCUAUUUUUGAACAUAUAAAAGAAUUCAUGACAAACGCUGGACAAAGUUCAAUGAUAUCUCAAUGCGAACAAGCAGAGACAGAGCUAAAUCAGAGCAUGCAACAAACAAAUGUAUUAGUACGAUCUUGUUUAGAAUUGUUAUCGCAAUAUGUAGCUGUCUCGCAAUACUAUCCGCAGAGUCAGACUGAAUAUCACCGAAUUGUAAUGUUUCGCAAGUAUCUCGCAGCAGCAUUAGAGAGCAAAUUGCCGGAGGUUUGCCGUGACGUUUCCAAUCAAGUGACAACUUUAGUCAAUGCGGAUUCCAAUACCGGUGAUACGCAACAAAUUAUAGCAUACAAUUAUCGCUUACAGCAGAUAAAUGCCGACGCAAACGCAAACCUUAAUAAGUGUUUGGAAAGGUUACAAUUAGAAGGCGGUCCCGAUGCCGUUGUAUUAGCACAAGAUGCAUACAAGGAAGCGAAAACGAACAUAAGCAAUUGGGUGAGAGCGGAAGAAGGGGCAGCCGCUGCACUCGAGAGUGUAGUCGUUGGUAUGCUUUGCAAUUUGAAUAGAAGAUUUUUGAUGCUGGAAAAUGGAGCUCAGAGUGCAGGUGAUUGUCUCGUUGACUUAACGUCAAGGGAGGGAGAAUGGUUCCUUGAUGAUAUGAAUGCCCUUUCGAUGCAAGUAGUUGAAUUACUUUCUUUGCUACCACUACAAUCUGCAUCGGUAGAAGAUGCUGCUAUGUCGGUGGCUGUAGAAUGCGUACGAAAUGCCAACCUUCUGUUAGCUGAUCUAGUUCAGCUUAAUGACAAUUACAGCACUAUAAUCUUACCUGAAGCAUUAAAGAAGGUACAUUCAGAGGACCCUUCAGUACUUAUAAUGAUUUCUGAACUGAAUGCUGUCAUCAUGAACUCUCCUGUGCCACUGAAUGAUCUUCUUGCUCAACUGGAAAUGCAUUUCAGAUAUCUAGUAAUGGACAUGGAGUCACCAGCAAGUGGGGCCCAAAUAUUAGCUGCUGAGCUUCGAGCACGUUAUGAAGCUCUGCUCUCAGCGUCAUCAUCAGACUCGGAGAGUCAGUCGGCAGGACGUAUGCUGUUAAUGGGCUUUAAUGGGUUAUUCGCCGCUGUGGAGUUAAGAGCUAGGGAGUUAGCUGAUCAUUUAGCUGCACCUAUACCGCCUGCUUGGAGAAAGAUUGAUCAUAUUAAUGACGCAAUGCAUAUGUCGGCGGCGAUGCAGAGCGGCGCGCUGCGCUCGGUGCUGGAGGACAUAUUCGUGGUGCGGCGCGUGCAGACGGUGGGCGAGGCGCUGGCCGCGUGCGCGCAGCUGGCCGCCGCCUUCCGCGCCGCCGCGCCGCCGCUGCUCUGCGACGACGCGCAGCUGUGCCGCCCCGUGCGCAGGUUCACCGCGGAGUAUGUAUCACGAUGCGUACUGGGCGUGCAUUCGAAAGCACUGGCUUCUGUUUUAUGUCUCCUUUUAAGACGAGCAAGAUUGGAUUUAAAUUCUGAAGUAGAACAGAAGGAGAUAGGCGCGUCGUGGAGCGUGUCGCUGGAGUCGCUGUGUGAGAAGGCGGUCGGGGGCGGAGCGGCGCGUGUGGCGGAGCGUGGCGCCGCGCUGGCGGGCGCGCUGCAGGCGGCCAGCGCGCGGCUGCAGCGCACCGCCGCGUGCCAGCGCCGCGUGGCGCGAGCGCGGGCCGCCGCGCGCGCCGCACGCCUGCGCGCCGCCGCGCACGCGCACCUGCACCGCCAGGUUUUGAACAACAGCCAAGAUCCAAGUCCAGCGUUGUCGCGUCGUUCGCGCGAGCUAUGCGCGGCUGUGGAGCGGCUGACGGCCGCCUGCAGCAAAGUACAGGCGUUAGUUACCUCCGCUCAUCAGAGGGUGAAAUGGGGAGCGGGCGCGAACCCGGCGCUGCGCUCGGUGGUCCGCGCGCUGGAGGCGGGCUGGGCCGGCAAGCAGGCGCGCGCCAGCCGGCUGGCGGCGGCCGGCGCCGCGCUGGGCGCGCACGCGCGCUGCGCCGCCGCGCUGGCCGCGCCCGCCGCGCCCGCCGCCGCCUCGCCGCGCGCCGCGCGCACGCUGCGCACCGCGCUCGCGCACUGGGAGAAGGCAUGCACGUUGGCUCAAAAGUAUUCAUUGCAAGUGUCGCCUGUUGAAGAGUCAUUAAUGGAGAUGUUACAUCCUGAAGGAAAUAUCGACACACAAUGGGUAGAAACUGUGUCACUGCUGGUACGUGAAUUGGCUAGCGGAUUGAGCGUUGCUGCGACUGAGGCGCGGGAACGCUGCGAUUCCGCAGCGAGUGCGCUGCGAACCGCAGCCGCUCUGCUCGAGCCACCAACAACAGCUCGUGCGCAACUUGAACAAGAGCUUCGCGCACCAUUACAAGCUAUACAACCUAUACAAGGCAUCACUGAAGAUCCCGCACACGAGAUUUGGACAAGAUGGCGGGCGGCCGGAGAUCUGUUGGCGAAAGUUAUAUCCGAACCGGAAGCUGGGGCAGUGGCCGCCGCCACGACACUUAUGCAAGAGUUGCCUGCGUUGCGUGACGCACUCAAAGAUCUUCCUAACACGUGGACUGAGCAAAGCGGACGCAAGCUAACAAGACAAGUGGCCAUCAUACCACCUAAACCCGCUACGAACUCAAAGCAUGGUAACGAGCAGCGCAACGCGAUGGGCGCGGGCGUGUGGAAGCGCGUGCGGCUCAAGCUGGAGGGGCGGGACGCGCCGCGCCGCGCCGUCACGCCGCACGAACAGGUGGAGUAUAUAAUAUCGGAAGCGACAAGCGCAGAGAACCUGUGCAUGAUGUACGAAGGCUGGAUGGCGUGGGUGUGA